Messenger RNA from Psylliodes chrysocephalus, 1339 nucleotides. NCBI's taxonomy places the organism in Eukaryota, Metazoa, Arthropoda, Insecta, Coleoptera, Chrysomelidae. The record is from the annotation of a GenBank genome assembly.
AUGGAGUUAAUAGCAAAGCAUUCAAUAUUUAGUGAGAUCAUGCAAAAAGAUGUAGAAUUUGAAACGAAUAAUAGACAUUUGUGUGAAAAAUAUUUUAAAAUAUGGAAAAACGUCGUCGAAGCGAAAAUAGAACAGAAACGCAACAAAGAACUAAUAAAAAGACAAAGAAAAAAAUUAAAUACAUUUCUAACGAAAGUAAAAAAACACAAGGCAAACGUGAAAAUAAAAUAUAAAGCGGAUGAUGAAUUUUCGAAAAAAUAUAAAAAAUACGCGACUGUAAGUCCGGAAUCUAACAGGAGUUACGAAAACAGUUUCAAAGCGCAAAAAACGAUAAUCGAGAUGCAGAAAACAAGAUUAGAAGAGCAAAAUAGGAUAAUUCAAGAUUUAAAAUUGGGUAUAAUGACUGAAGACCUAGAAAAAUCUAUAGCGAAAUCGAAAAUGAACAUUCGCGAGAUAUUCACAAAUUGUUCGACAGAAACUAAAAUUAAAAUACCAAUUUUAUUGGUGGAGGAACCAAAAAUUUCAAUAAGCACCCAAAAAGCUCCGAAAAUUUUACAGGAAAUGCAAGAGAAAGCCGUAAAAAGGGCCGAAAACAGACAACAAAUACUAGAAAGAAAGAGACUGAUUGAGGAAAUGCGCCAGAAAAUGCUAACCCAAGCGAUGGAAAAUAAAAAAAACGUUAGACGAAGAGAAAAAAGCACACAUUUUGGAUAUGAUAAAAGAAAAUAGAAGGAAACAACUGGAAAUGCAGCAAAUUAGACAAACAAAUAAACGAAUUUUCUUAGCAAAAUGGAACAGGAGUGUUGAAUUUUACAACAAACGUUUGAUUAUGACUUGUUUUCGGAAAUUAUAUAGUAAUUUGGAAAGGUCUCGAGGAAAUGACUGUUUAGCUGGCCACCAUUACAAAAAUACUUUACUAAAAAAUUGCAUCAACGCUUGGAUCGUCCUAGUGGAAGACAGUUACAAAAUAAAAACCGAGAUAGCUGAUGAACAUUUUAAAUAUAAAACACUAAAAAGAAGUUUCGCUAUUUGGUGCGAGUUUCGUCUAGAAACCGUUAGAAAUAUGCAAGUAGCUGAAGAUAUUUACGAUUUGAGAUUGACGAGCAACGUAUUUAUUCAUUGGAAUCGUUAUACAUGUCUACAAUUUAUGCAACAGCAGAGGAAAAUACAAAAAGCUGAUAAACAUUACGGGCGGUGGCUUUUGUUUCGCUGUUUCUAUCAAUGGAAGUCCUUGAAGAUUGUCGUCCAACUCGAAAAAGCGAAAGAUUUGAAAAAAGAACGUUGGCGUCAAAAAGUUUGGGAAGUUUUGCCCGAUUAUCAACCGCCCAUUGAUUGGUAA